Cololabis saira (Pacific saury) is the source of this 2602-nucleotide messenger RNA. RefSeq names its product zinc finger protein 263-like. Lineage: Eukaryota; Metazoa; Chordata; Actinopteri; Beloniformes; Belonidae. Gene Ontology annotation, molecular function: RNA polymerase II cis-regulatory region sequence-specific DNA binding; DNA-binding transcription factor activity. Gene Ontology annotation, biological process: regulation of transcription by RNA polymerase II. The transcript is spliced from 11 exons. The record is from RefSeq and is a predicted model, not a curated record. The coding region runs from base 46 to 2589 and encodes 847 amino acids.
CCUUAAAAAGGCGGCAAGCAUCCUCGUGUGGAGACAACAACAACAAUGCUGAGCUGGAGCUCCGCGGUCCCGAUCCCGGAGCCGGACCCCCCCGGGACCACCGUGAUGUCCCGCAGCUCGGUCCUGCGGGCCGUCGUGGCGGAGCAGCUCUCCGCCGCCGCCCGGGAGAUCCUGGCGGCGCUGGAGAGAACCGUGGCCGACUACGAGAGGGAGGCGGCGGGGUUCAGGGAGACGAUCGAGGGGCAGAAGAGCCAGCUGGAGGAGCUGGAGCUGCAGAAGACCCGGAGGGGGAGGACGGAGCCCCGGGAGGAGCCGCAGCUGGAGGAGCUGGAGCUGCGGGUCAAGGAGGAGGAGGAGGAGCCCGACGACCAGCAACUGUUUCUUCUCUGCGGAGCUGGAGGACCUGAAGUUCCCGUGGAGUUGGAGCGGAUCAAAUGCGAAAUAAGGGUGGAGGACAGCCGCAGCCUGGCAGGACUCUGGGACCCCCAGGACCCCCCGGAGGGGGGCGGCCUAGACCACUGGGACCAUCAGGACCACCAGUACCACCAAACACCCUCCAGGUCUCCACAGGUCCAGUCCACCGGGACUCCAGGUCUCCACCAAGACCAGGACCUCGUAGACCUCAGGAUCCGGAUCCUGGACGACCCUCAGAUCCAGGUUCUCUCACGGAAAGUGUUCGAGCGGUGCCCCCUCCACGAGCUGGCCUGCCCCGCGGGCUUGCAGGAGUCCGGGUUCCUGACCCUGCUGCGAUCCCGGUUCCCCCAGCUGGACCAGAACCGGGCCUUCGGGGCCUUCGUCAUGGACCGGAACAAGAAGCUGCAGCCGCUGCAGGUCCGGAAUCUGAUCCCCGAGGAGAUCCGGCGGAACGCCGGGACCUCGGCCCUCUACCUCCGCCUCAAGCAGGUGGAGGAUGUCCCGUUGUCCGUGACGACCCAGAUUAAAGAAGAAGAUGCUGCCAGGCCUCUGUGCCCCCCCAGCGCCGGUCCUGGUCCCCCCAGCCCUGGUCCUGAUCCCCCCAGCCCUGGCCCUCCCAGCCCUGGUCCUCCCAGCCCUGGUCCUGAUCCCCCCAGACCUAGUCCCCUCAGAACCGGUCCAGCCCUCAUACCGGACUCAGAUCCCAGACCCGGGUCUCCCACGCAGAACCCGGUCCAACCCGGGCCGACGGACCCGCCGGCCCCCCCCACCGUGGUCCUGCGGCUCCGGAUCCUGGAGGACCGCGUGACCACAAUCUCCCCGGCAGUGUUCCGGAGGUUCCCGCUGCACCAGCUGGAGGUUCCCGGGGGCCUGCAGGAACCGGACUUCGUGGCCCUGCUGCGGUCCCGGUUCCCCCAGCUGGACAAGGGCCGGCCCUUCUCCUUCCUGGUGACACACGGCCGGCAGAUGAGGCCCCUGAGGCUCCCGGGGGGGGCCCUAACCCCGGAGGAGAUCCGCCGGAGCAUCCGGAGCCAGGUGCUGUACCUGCAGCUGCAGAGAAAGCCCAAGGUGGAGGACCCCCCCCAGCCUGAAGACCCCCCCCAGCUGGACGCCGUGUUCUACAUCCGGCUCAAGGAAGAGGGCGGAGUCCAGACCAAAGAAGGCGGAGCCCAGACCAAAGAGGGCGGAGCCCACACCAAAGAGGGCGGAGUCCAGACCGACACCAUGAAGCACCACUCCAGCGACGAGAGCCGGGUCUCUACGCCGUUCGCUUGUCUCUUCUCUGGUUGCCACGGCAGCAGAACCCCACAGACCCGGGACCAGGACCCAGACCAGGACGGGGUCCAGGACCAGAACGGGGUCCAGGACCAGGACCAGGACCAGGACAUAGACGGGGUCCAGGACCAGGGCAGCGACUCGGACUGGGUGGACCCGGAGUCCCGGCGCAGCGAAGAAGUCCCGAAGAAGCCGGAGAAAAGGAAGAGGAAGAGGAGGAGGGAGGUGGCGGUGCAGCGCCCGGCCGCGGGCCCCCCCCAGGACCAGAACCAGGACCAGAACCAGGACCAGAACCGGGACCUGCUGGCCUGCAGGGUCUGCCGGUGCCUGCGCGGCUCCAUGAACAUGCUAAUCAAACACGCCUGGAGCCACCUAGACGAGGGGGUGGGGCCCCGUGGAGAGGGGGCGGGGCUCCUCUGUGGCGUCUGUGGCCUGCGGGCACCGUCGGCGGAGCAGCUGCGCCUGCACCUGCAGUCGCACCUGCAGGCGCGCCGGCAGACCCUCACCUGCGGCGUCUGCGGCAAGGCCUUCCUGACGGCGGCGGGCUUCCGCGGCCACAUGGCGCGGCACUCGGGCCAGCGGCCGCACGAGUGCAACAUCUGCGGCAAGUCGUUCCCUGAAAAGUCGGUGCUGAAGAACCACCAGCGGGUCCACGCCCGGGACCGGGACCGGGCCCACCGCUGCCGGGUCUGCCGGCGGGCCUUUGGGUCCCGGACGCAGCUGCGGCUGCACCUGCUAGGCCACCCGGAGGGGCCCGGGGGGGACCAGGGGGGGCCCAAGGGCCCCGGCAGGCCCCCCUCCACCUGCCACAAGCCCCUGAGCUGCAGCUUCUGCAGCAAGAUGUUCCUGUUCAAGUCCUGCCUGGCGGCGCACAUGCUGGUGCACGCUGGUGCUAGCUGAGCAGGGACGCUAG